Anolis carolinensis (green anole) is the source of this 1193-nucleotide messenger RNA. It is a transcript of the gene cmtm5, whose product is annotated as CKLF like MARVEL transmembrane domain containing 5. NCBI's taxonomy places the organism in Eukaryota, Metazoa, Chordata, Lepidosauria, Squamata, Anolidae. Gene Ontology annotation, cellular component: membrane. The coding region runs from base 227 to 844 and encodes 205 amino acids. The record is from RefSeq and is a predicted model, not a curated record. The transcript is spliced from 5 exons.
AGGAGAAACCGGGGAGAGAUGUGUGGUGGGAGACCCAAGCAUUCCCUUCCCACUCUGGGCAAGACCCACCACCUCUGCCUUCAGAGCCCUUCAGAGUCUUCUUCCGGGCCUCCCUUGCUUGCCCAUUUGGGCUUUUCUUGGAGAGCUUUUUGCCAUCACCACCCCACCCUCUCUUUCUCUCUCUUUCCCCCUCCCCAAAAAACUUUGGUUUCCUCUCCUCUGCCUUAUGCGUGGAAACCGGGCCGGGUGCCAGGUGGACUGGGAAGAACAGACACCCCCUUUCAUCUCCUCUUGGGCCUUUUUUUUCCUUUCCCGCUUCCUCCCACCCUCCGCCCCCAACACCCAUCCUUCCCGGCAGCAGCAGCCACAGCAGCAGCAAGAGGGGCUCAGAGGAGGCAGGAUGGGGGAGCACGGAGACCCGGCCGGGGGGCUGCAAGGCUUCGCCCUGGACAAGGAAUUCCUGAGUUCCCCCAAGGGCAUCCUCAUGGAGGCCGAGCUGGGUCUCUGCUUUUUGGUGUUCAUACUCCUGACAGCGUCCAUCUCGGCCUACAUGGGGGCUGCUCUUCUGGAAGUGUUGGUGACAUUGGCAUUCCUGGCACUGCGAGCGACACACUACUACGAGAGGCUGACCAGGGUCAACUGGCCUUGCUUGGAUUUUCUUCGCUGUGUCAGUGCGGCCAUCGUCUUCACCGUUGUGGCCUUUGCUGUCAUUGCUGCCAGUCAUGAGGGAUCUGCAGUCUCAGCCUUUGUCUUCAGCCUUAUCCUCAUUGCUGUCUUCUGCUUUGAUGCCUACAAAACCUACAAGGCAGAGAUGGGAUCAGAACAAGACCCAGAUCUUGGCUGAGCGAACAGGCACACAUUCCUUCUUGGUGAAUACUACAUAUACGGCGGUUGUUGCUGCUGCCCCGGACAAGUUUUCCCUAUUUCCACAACCUCUGCUGACUUGAUUGAGAUCUGAUGAUGACGUUCCUGUAUCUUCUUUCCAAGUCCCGCAAUAACCCUUCUCUUCGCCUAGUGUUUUUAGUUCCCAACCCAUCUAUCUGGGAGCAAAGCACAACACCGAACAGGGAUUUCGCAGACACGCACACCAAAGUGGAAUAUUUGGAGGAUACUGACCCUGGUUUGUGCUGCUGGAUGGCUUUAUGUAUUUAACUGGCCAGGUUAAAACAUGAUUAAAGGUGAUUUUAAGAUUG